This is a messenger RNA of Hyphopichia burtonii NRRL Y-1933, 960 nucleotides long. It is a transcript of the gene SOL3, whose product is annotated as 6-phosphogluconolactonase. Gene Ontology annotation, biological process: pentose-phosphate shunt; carbohydrate metabolic process. Gene Ontology annotation, molecular function: 6-phosphogluconolactonase activity. The coding region runs from base 31 to 819 and encodes 262 amino acids. The record is from RefSeq and is a predicted model, not a curated record. The transcript has a single exon. NCBI's taxonomy places the organism in Eukaryota, Fungi, Ascomycota, Pichiomycetes, Serinales, Debaryomycetaceae.
UUUAAGUCAAUUGAAGGGUCUGCAAAGUAUAUGAUGUCUCCAAAAGUGUAUUCUCACGCUGAAUCGGCCGAUGUUGCCAAUGCUGUAGGUAAACAUGUUCUUAAACUUCAAAAUUCUGCUUUAGAAUCCGGUCUGACUUUUAAGAUUGCUUUAUCCGGAGGAUCAUUAGGAAAAGUCUUGAAAAAAGCUUUAAUUGAUAACCAGGACAUUGCUCCAAAAGUCAAGUGGGAUAAAUGGGAAGUUUUCUUCAGUGACGAAAGAAUUGUUCCUUUAGAUCAUCCAGAUUCAAAUUUUGGUUUAUUCAAUGAAAUGGUUUUGAAAUCUUUACCAGAAGGUACUACCAAACCAAAAGUUAAUACCAUUAACGAGAGCUUAUUAACUGGUCAAGAUGGUCAAGCCUCCGGUGCAGACCAAGCAAAAGAUAUCGAAAUUGCUAAAGAUUACCAAUCAAAAUUACCAAAAGAUCAUAAACUUGAUUUAAUCUUAUUAGGAUGCGGUCCAGACGGUCACACUUGCUCUUUAUUUCCAGGCCACCAACUCUUGAACGAAAGAAAUGAAUUGAUCUCCUAUAUCAGCGACUCCCCAAAACCCCCACCAAGAAGAAUCACCUUCACUUUCCCAGUUUUGGAAAAUGCUGUUUCCAUUGCCUUUGUUGCUGAAGGUGAAGGUAAAGCCCCAAUUUUAAAAGAGAUCUUCAAUGACCCUUCCAGUAAAUUACCUUCUAAACUAGUUACUGAUAUCAAGACUGGGGUUGACGUCAAUUGGUUUGUCAAUGAUGCUGCAAUCAAUGGCGUGGAUGUAAUCGCAUCGAAAUAUUAAUCCCAACGACAGCUGAUCAAUAACAAUAUAGCUUAUUCAAUACACAUAUAGCUUAACAUACCUGUAGACCCAUCCCUGAUUGCAAUUCGAGUUUCUACUUAGUUUGCAGUCGAAGCUUCAAUAGAAUCGGUACAGGUUUUU